AUGCAUCUCCCGCCGGAAAUCCACGACGAAAUCCUCCGCUAUCUGGACCGACAAGACAUAGGCAUAUACCGCCUCGUCGGCCGCAGCUUCGCUACCGCAGGAACACCACAGUUAUUCGAGCGCCUGCACUUCCGCACCUCGCUCGAAAGCCUGCAGCGCCUCGCGCACAUCUCCAAGCGCGACUGCGGCGGCCACGUCAAGCACCUCCUCUGGAACACCACGGGCGCUGAGUUUGAAGCACGAGCGUUCAUGGAGGGGCUCCGCACACGUGAGCUGAAGUACAUCCUCGGGCGCCUAUCCCUUGACACGCCCACACGCACAGUCACAGCUGUGGGAGAGCAAGUGGACUUGAGCCCCAGCCUGGGCGCCUUCCUCCUAGCCGCCAUCUUCUCCGGCUUCCCCAACUUAAAGAGUCUCUACGUCCUGACCUUGCGCACUUCCCCCAGCGCCUACGGCAGCGACGGCUGGGUGCAGAGAGAAUUCGACGCCACGUCCGACCCCUGGCCCGCAGCCUGGAAAGCAACACACGGGUGUCCGCGCUGCCAAGGUCUCUGCCAGGCCGUCGUGUCAACAGGCAGCUACGAAAUGCAAGUCGGGGCGCUUGCCGCGCACGCCACGGGCCACCCGCUCACGGCGCUGCGCGUCGAGCAUUUGUAUCCGGCUGGGGUGGUGGUGACGGGGUACGAGAAGGCGCUAGCGCAUAUCACGAGCUUGGAUCUGGUGCUGGGCAUGCGCAAGAAGGAUGUAGGUUCCGUUCAGCGGAUGCUCAGGGCAACACCACACCUGCGCGUGCUCAAGCUGUGGCUGAACUCUGGGAGCUAUUGGGCCGACGUCGACCAUGAUACGCCGCUGCCGAAUCUCGCGGAUAUGCUCCUUGGGCAGGAUAGCCUCACAGAGCUUCGUGAGCUCGAGGUGCAUCAAUUCGAUGUGGCGCCGGCCUUCCUAGAGGCUUUUUUGCUGAGUCAUGCCAGGACGUUGAGGGUGCUCAAAAUGCAUCGCAUGAAGCUCUAUCCGAGGGGAUCUUGGAUCGCGCUGUUUGGGCUGUUGAAGGGGAAAUUGGCGCUCGAGGUGGGUUGGGUACGGAGAAAGUUGGGAUAUGGAUGA
This is a messenger RNA of Paraphaeosphaeria sporulosa, 1104 nucleotides long. RefSeq lists its product as uncharacterized. NCBI's taxonomy places the organism in Eukaryota, Fungi, Ascomycota, Dothideomycetes, Pleosporales, Didymosphaeriaceae. Gene Ontology annotation, molecular function: protein binding. The record is from RefSeq and is a predicted model, not a curated record. Bases 1 to 1104 code for a protein of 367 amino acids. The transcript is spliced from 2 exons.